GGCAGUUGUCUCUCUGUGUGUAGGGUUUAGAGAAAAUCAUUCAACGAGACUUUUUUCCUGAUGUGGAGAAGUUGCGAGCACAGAAGGAAUAUCUGGAGGCUGAAGAAAACGGUGACUUGGAGAAAAUGAGACAAAUUGCUAUAAAGUUUGGCUCCUCCUUGGGCAAAUCAUCGAGGGACACACCUGCACCCUAUGUUACUCCAGCCACAUUUGAAACCCCAGAAGUGCAUCCAGGUGGCCUUCCACCGGGGCAUAAAUCCAAAGCUGGCAUUAAAGCUGCAGAUGAAGGAGAAGCAGAAAAAGACGAUAAAGAUACGCUUCCAAGUCUGGACAGCUUCUUAGCAAAACACACGAGUGAAGAUAAUGCUUCGUUUGAGCAGAUCAUGGAGGUGGCCAAAGAGAAGGAGAAAGUCAAGCAUGCUUGGCUGUACAAUGCAGAAGAGGAGUAUGCCCAGCGACGAAACGAAAACCUGGCACUUCCUUCAGCAGAGCAACAAGCUCUGGAGAAUGUGAAAGCUGGACUGGAGACCUGGGAAUACACGGCUCGAAACACCCUCAUGUAUUAUCCGACAGGUGUAUCUGAUGAGGAUGAUGUAUUUAAGAAGCCCAGGGAAGUUGUCCAUCGAAACACCCGUUUUGUGAAGGACCCUUUUAGCCAAGCCGUGAGCAAAUCACAGCUCCAACAAGCUGCAGCCCUCAAUGCUCAGUACAAACAGGGCAAAGUGGGACCAGAUGGGAAAGAACUGAUACCUCAAGAGUCUCCAAAAGUGAAUGGAUAUGGAUUUGUGGCCACCCCUUCUCCUGCCCCUGGUGUGAAUGAGUCUCCUUUAAUGACGUGGGGUGAAAUUGAAAGCACCCCUUUGCGCCUGGAAGGGUCAGAAACACCAUAUGUGGACCGAACACCUGGACCAGCCUUCAAGAUCCUGGAUCCUGGGCGCCGUGAGAGGUUAGGACUCAAGAUGGCCAACGAAGUGGCAGCUAAAAACCGAGCAAAGAAGCAGGAGGCACUUCGAAAGGUGACAGAAAACUUGGCCAGCCUCACUCCGAAAGGACUAAGCCCAGCAAUGUCACCAGCUUUGCAAAGACUAGUAAACAGGACUGCAAGUAAAUAUACUGACAAAGCCCUGCGAGCCAGCUAUACUCCUUCCCCAGCCCACACCGGAACGCCUGGUUACAAGACCCCAGCAAAUGGGCCUCAUACACCCACAAGCACCCCACAAUCUAGGACAGUAUCUCAGACACCAGCAUCUCAGGAUACUACAUCGAUCACAGACAAUUUACUGCAACUUCCUAAAAGAAGGAAGGUAUCUGAUUUCUUCUGAAUAUUCCAGUCACCAGCAAGGUGACAGUGAACUGGCUGCGCUCAGCUGUCUGCAGAUGGGGUGUUGUGAGCCAUCAGUAGUAAGAGGCGUCUAGAUACAGCUGCCAGCAUGGAAGCCAGCGGUUACAAGAUCCGGGACCAGCGCUCCUCUAGACCGUAUAGCUAAAAUAGCCUGUGAUGUGUUUUCUGGAAGCAGAGUAUCUCCGGCUGUGCUGUAACUUCCCUUUGAACUGCAUGGGUUUGAUGCACAGAUCUGCUGUAGCAAAAGGAUGCCUCCUGCAAUGGCAGAGAAGAUUCAGGACUCUUGGAAAAUGGCGAUAAUUUUCUUAAGAUACAUUUCUGGUUUUAAGAUGGCCAUGCAUUUAAAUACAUUUCUGUACAGCUAUAUCUAUUUAUAAAAUGUGGUAAGCCUUCC
Messenger RNA from Athene cunicularia (burrowing owl), 1736 nucleotides. It is a transcript of the gene ESS2, whose product is annotated as ess-2 splicing factor homolog. Bases 126 to 1322 code for a protein of 398 amino acids. The record is from RefSeq and is a predicted model, not a curated record. The transcript is spliced from 9 exons. Gene Ontology annotation, cellular component: catalytic step 2 spliceosome. Lineage: Eukaryota; Metazoa; Chordata; Aves; Strigiformes; Strigidae.